Molecule: messenger RNA, 739 nt
Organism: Halichondria panicea
Lineage: Eukaryota; Metazoa; Porifera; Demospongiae; Suberitida; Halichondriidae
Exons: 5
Coding region: 111-593 (160 amino acids)
Source: RefSeq, a predicted model, not a curated record
CUCAACUAUAUACGUCUCAAGAUCAGUUGUUUAGCUCCAGUAGGUGAGUAGUUCAGAUUCUAGGCUAACCGAGGUCAGUACAUCAAAAUCACAACGCCAGCAGAUCAGUCAUGAAUGAUGCAGACAAAACCAUCUACAAUUGCCUUGGAUCAAAUUCUUCUCCAGCUGGGAAACUUACCUACAUGGAGUUCAACUUGAACAGAGGAUGGCAAAAGAGGGGGGUGAUGUGGAAGACUGGUCCCAACCCUGCCUGGUACAGCUCCUGGAGAAAGAGAGUGUUUGUGCUAAAAGGUACUUUUGUGUACUAUAUGGCCGCUCAAUCAAAGAUGGAAGAGUCAAAAGUACUUGGAGCAAUCUAUCUGAAAAACGCUGUGAUUGAGAAAGUUUCAUUGUCCAUGGCUAAGUAUGUAAUGAAGAUAACUCCUGUAGUAGCACGGAGACCAAGCGGUGCUGAUGAUGAAACUGCUAUUUUCUACAUAAAGUUCCAGUCGGAUGAAGGGAGGCAAGAGUGGUUUGAAGAGCUUCAACAAGUGGCCUUCAGUAAUGAGUACCCUGAAGAGAAGACCCGGUCCCCAGUGCAAAGACUCUCGUAGAUAGCUUUCCCCUUAUGUUGUUUAUCAUAGCACAGGAUAUUGUUGAAGCACCACAGUUUGUUUUCUCUUAUUUACACGAACCACCUCCUUUGCACUGCAUGCAUGUGUUGUAUUUUUAAUUUGGCAAGAAUCACCUUACAAACUUU